CGUCGGCAGCUGCCGGAAAUCUCGCGCCUCUGCUCGCACGGGGCGGCGGGGACAGGGGGGUGGGCAAAGAUGGCGGCGGAAAGGGAGCCCCCUCCUCUCGGGGACGGCCGGCAGACCGAGUUCGAGGAGCUGGAGGACGGCGAGGACCUCUUCACCAGCACCGUCUCCACCCUGGAGUCAAGCCCUUCAUCUCCAGAACCAGCCAGUCUUCCUGCAGAAGACAUCAGUACAAAUUCUAAUGGCCCAAAGCCUGCAGAAAUCAUACUAGAUGAUGACAGGGAAGACCUUUUUGCUGAAGCCACGGAGGAAGUUUCUCUGGACAGCCCAGAAAGAGAACCGAUACUUUCAUCUGAUUCUACUCCAGCUGUUACACCUGUUACACCAACCACACUAAUAACACCCAGAAUGGAGUCAAAAAUAGUGGUGGCUCCCGUGGACUUUGACAGAUCCAGGGAAGAGAUUGAAGAAGAAGCUAAUGGCGACUUGUUUGAUAUUGAAAUCAAUGUGUCUGAUCCAGAGAAAGUUGGCGAUGGUAUGAAUGCAUAUAUGGCAUACAGAGUAACAACAAAGACCUCUCUGUCCAUGUUUCACAAAAACGAAUUCGCUGUUAAAAGGAGAUUCAGUGACUUUCUUGGCUUACAUGCCAAAUUAACAUCCAAAUAUCUUCAUGUUGGGUAUAUUGUGCCUCCAGCUCCAGAAAAAAGUAUUGUAGGCAUGACUAAGGUAAAAGUAGGCAAGGAAGAUUCGUCAUCUACAGAAUUCGUAGAAAAAAGAAGAGCGGCACUAGAAAGGUAUCUACAACGAACAGUAAAACACCCAACCUUGUUACAGGAUCCUGAUUUAAGGCAGUUCUUGGAAAGUUCUGAGCUGCCGAGAGCAGUUAACACUCAGGCUCUGAGUGGAGCAGGAAUAUUGAGGAUGGUGAACAAGGCUGCCGACGCUGUCAACAAAAUGACGAUCAAGAUGAAUGAAUCGGAUGCAUGGUUUGAAGAAAAACAGCAACAAUUUGAAAAUUUGGAUCAGCAGCUCCGGAAACUUCACGGUAGCGUAGAAGCCUUGGUCUGUCAUAGAAAAGAACUUUCAGCCAACACAGCUGCCUUUGCUAAAAGUGCUGCCAUGCUAGGGAACUCAGAAGACCACACUGCUUUAUCAAGAGCUUUGUCUCAGCUUGCUGAAGUUGAAGAAAAAAUUGAUCAGCUGCAUCAAGAACAAGCUUUUGCUGACUUCUAUGUGUUCUCUGAGUUGCUCAGUGACUAUGUUCGCCUUAUUGGUGCAGUAAAAGGAGUGUUUGAUCAUCGAAUGAAAUGCUGGCAAAAAUGGCAGGAUGCUCAGGUCAUGUUACAGAAAAAACGAGAGGCUGAAGCUAAACUUCAGCUCGCCAACAAGCCUGACAAGUUGCAGCAAGCAAAAGAUGAAAUCAAAGAGUGGGAAACAAAAGUUCUACAAGGAGAAAGGGAUUUUGAACAAAUCUCCAAGACAAUACGCAAAGAAGUAGGAAGAUUUGAGAAAGAACGCGUGAGAGACUUCAAAACUGUUAUAAUCAAGUAUUUGGAAUCAUUAGUGCAAACACAACAACAGCUGAUAAAAUACUGGGAGGCAUUCCUACCUGAAGCCAAAGCCAUUGCCUAAGAAGAAGAAGAAGACUCUUCCAAAAUAUGAAGACUCUUUGGAUGUUUGUCCCAACUGAGCUAAAUUCCAUAGUGAAAAUCACUUUAAAAUUAUCCAAAUAAACCACUAUAUAUUUUGAAUUUAACAUGUGGCUUUUUAUAUACUACAGCAUUUUAUUAACAGCUGCAUGUCCUGACCCUCUUUGAAGUGGACUGUGGCAUGACAUUCUGCAAUACUUGCUGAAUUGAACACUAUUGUGUCUUAAUACUUGCACUAAAAUGUGCGAUGCAAGGCCAGAAAGUUAUUUUUGUUCUUUACUCUAUGUUCUGUCUACCUGAUCUUUAUGAAACAAAUUGCAUUUAUUAAUGUUCACAUAACACAUUCCUGUACAUAAUCAAGAUUUUGUGAUUUCAGUAAUAAAAGGGAUGUACCUUGUGAAACAUUAA
Messenger RNA from Podarcis raffonei (Aeolian wall lizard), 2054 nucleotides. RefSeq names its product sorting nexin 2 (gene SNX2). Gene Ontology annotation, biological process: early endosome to Golgi transport; intracellular protein transport. NCBI's taxonomy places the organism in Eukaryota, Metazoa, Chordata, Lepidosauria, Squamata, Lacertidae. The transcript is spliced from 15 exons. Gene Ontology annotation, molecular function: phosphatidylinositol binding. The record is from RefSeq and is a predicted model, not a curated record. The coding region runs from base 70 to 1629 and encodes 519 amino acids. Gene Ontology annotation, cellular component: endosome membrane; endosome; retromer complex.